This is a messenger RNA of Meleagris gallopavo (turkey), 3781 nucleotides long. The record is from RefSeq and is a predicted model, not a curated record. Lineage: Eukaryota; Metazoa; Chordata; Aves; Galliformes; Phasianidae.
AGCAGUUCUGAGAAGCUGAGACCUGGAAAAUCAGCUGAAAAUGAAAGUGCUGGCUGCGUGUUACUACACACAUCGAGGAAGUACCUGAAAUUAAAGAAUUUUGAGGAAGAAGUCAGAGCCCACAGAGACCUGGAUGGGUUCUUGGCCAGAGCCAGCAUCAUCCUUGAUGAAACAGCCACCUCUUUGGAUGAUGUCCUUCGAGAGAUGCUGAAACAUUUUGCUGAAGACCCCGAGAACACGGAGCCAAGCUGUAACUUUGAAAAAAUCAUGAGCACUUUAUUCACGGAUUCAGGGACCCCACGAGAAGGGAAUGGCAUCCAUGACGUUUCAGAGCCAACAGGAAUGAAUAUACAAACAUGUACAUCGCAUCUCAAAUUUCACCUCUUAUCAGAUACAAUUCAAGGGGUCACAGCGACAGUCACAGGGGUGCAGUAUCAGCAGUCCUGGCUCUGCAUCAUUUGCACUAUAAAGUCCCUGCAGCGACGUCAUGUUUGCAUCAGUCGCCUUGAGAGGCCUCAGAACUGGGGUGAGAACUCCUGUGAAGUCAGAUUUGUGAUAUUAGUCCUGGCACCUCCUAAAAUGAAAAGUACCAAAACAGCCACAGAAGUGGGCCGGACUUUUGCCACGAUGUUUUCGGAUAUAACCUUUCGGCAGAAACUGCUAGAAACCAAAACUGAAGAGGAGUUCAAGGAAGCCUUAGUCCACCAACGCCACUUGUUGACAGUGGUGAAUCAGAGACCCUCAGCAAUGGGCGACGGGCACAUGCCACACGGUCCUAAGCCACUCAAGCUGCAUGAGUUUCUCAAUGUUGGCAAGGGGAUUUUUGAUGACAUUGCACGAAGAUUUCCAGUGUACGCGUUGGACUUCACUGAUGGUAUUAUUGGAAACAACAAGGCUAUAGGAAAAUACAUCACAACUAUGAUUUUUCUGUAUUUCGCCUGCCUCCUUCCAUCUAUUGCUUUUGGGUCCCUCAAUGAUGAAAACACCCGAGGAGCUAUUGAUGUGCAGAAGACAAUCGUUGGCCAGUGUAUUGGAGGGCUGCUUUAUGCACUCUUUUCGGGGCAACCUCUCGUCGUGCUCCUGACUACAGCUCCUUUAGCACUCUACAUUAAUGUCAUUCGAGGAAUCUGUGAUGACUACAACUUGGAUUUCAGUGCUUUCUAUGCUUGGAUUGGACUGUGGAACAGCUUUUUCCUUGUGGUGUACUCCCUCUUUAAUUUCAGUCUUCUGAUGAAGCUCUUUAAAAGGUCAACAGAAGAAAUAAUUGCACUUUUUAUAUCAAUUACUUUUGUGCUUGAUGCCUUCAAAGGCAUUAUUAAAGUUUUUAAGAAAUAUUACUACCAUGGGCGCACAGGAGACAGUUACUUGGAAAAAGCACGAACUGAUGCUAUUCCAAGCCUCGGCAUCAAUACCACCUUCUUGAUGAAUUCAUCAGUGAGCAGAUCCAUGUCCCUAGAGAAUCAAACAGGCACGCAUGAUGUGCAUUAUGGACGUGAAACUGCCGUCCUUAGUCUCAUGUUGAUGUUGGGUACCCUUUGGCUUGGUCAUACGCUCUAUCAGUUUAAGAAAAGCCCGUAUUUGCAUGCAAGAGUCCGUGAAAUUCUGUCCGACUGUGCCUUACCAAUUUCAGUUUUGACUUUUUCUGUUGUGGGUUCCUAUAUCUUCAAGGAAAUUGAAAUGUCCAAAUUUAACUACAACCCAUCUGAGAGCUUGUUUGUGCUGGCUCCUGUCCAGUCCCUCUCCAUUGGUUCGGUGAUGAGUGCUAUGGGGCUGGGGUUCCUCCUCUCAAUGCUCUUCUUCAUAGAGCAGAACAUUGUGGCAUCGCUCACAAAUGCUCCAGAGAACAGGUUGGUGAAGGGAACAGCCUACCACUGGGACCUUCUCCUUGUGGCACUGAUAAACACGGGGCUGUCCAUCUUUGGCCUUCCAUGGAUCCAUGCUGCCUUCCCUCACUCUCCAAUGCACGUCCGUGCUCUGGCCUAUGUAGAGGAGAGGGUUGAAAACGGGCACAUCUACGAGACGAUUGUGAGUGUGAAGGAGACCCGGCUGACAAGUCUGGUGGCAAACUUCUUGGUUGGCCUCUCGCUCCUGCUCCUCCCUUUCCCCCUCCAGUGGAUCCCAAAACCAGUCCUCUACGGCCUCUUCCUCUACAUUGCAUUGACUUCCAUUGAUGGGAACCAGCUCUUUGAGAGGGUGGCUCUGCUGCUCAAAGAACAGACUGCUUAUCCUCCGACUCAUUACAUCCGCAGAGUGCCCCAGAGAAAGAUCCACUAUUUCACAGGCUUGCAGGUCCUGCAGCUCCUCAUCCUCUGUGGUUUUGGCAUGUCACCGUUGCCCUACAUGAAGAUGAUCUUCCCACUCAUCAUGAUAGGAAUGAUCCCAAUCAGGUAUAACCUGCUCCCUAGAAUCAUUGAAGCCAAGUACUUGGAUGCUAUGGAUGCAGAGCACUAAACAAGAUCUGCUGCAUGUGGAGCUGUGAGGAUGGCUCUUCUGGAGUUGGAAGGAUGGGGCGUCUUUGCCAAGGCAUAGAACGAGUCUAUCUGCAGUUCUUUCUUUCACCACUUUCUUUCUGCUCUAAUAUGGCGUUGGUAAUGCACAUAUCAAAGACCAAUUGAGCAUUGAAGUGUCAGACCAAAACAGCCAUGGACUUGAGAGGCCAGUGAUCUUUGGAGCUGUGAGGCAAGCGAGCUCGAUGGAAAUGCCACUUUUCACAUCCCAAAACUGGAAACCCUGAAAAACAGCAUGCCAUACAGUUGGAGCAUGCAUUCAGAGUUGUUGUGUUCCCUUGUUUGAGGGGUGGGGGAAAAUCCCUUUUGUAUGCAUCACGUCCCUUUUUUCCAAAGCACUAUAAGGACAACAGCUGACCCUUUUACAGAAUGACAGUCCUAUUUUGUUUGGCCUUUGAAUUCCAUUUCCUAUUAAUCCAACAUUCCCAAAUUGGUAUCCCAGGUGGGAUGGCCUCAUGGUAAACUGUUGUCAGGGGGAAAUGUCUGACUGUCUCUUCAGACUCAUUAGCAGAAGGGUUGGAAACAAGUUAGUUUGUACUGAUACAACCCACAGCUUUGGAUGAGUAUUUAAUUCCUACAGAUGACCUGGAAGUACUCAGAAAUUGGGCUCGCGUGGUGAUGUUGAUGGAACUGCAUCUGGGUCUGAGCUACUUGGGAAUUACUUUGGCUCUUUCUAAUUUUACCACUUGGUAAUCAAACACAGAAGUGUAGUUUUGCACAACUGCAACGUCCUUGCUUGCACCCAGAGUCAGAUGCUGAAACUUGUCUAAGGGCAGUUGUGUUAAUGAUUGCAUAUACAUAUGUACAGUAGUGCCUCUGUGUACAUAUAUACAUAUGGAUUUGUGUAUAUAUUUUGCAUAGAUAUUCAAAUAGGCCUGAUUCUUUCAAAAUAUCAGAAGUGUUUUGUGCAAUCAGUGUUACCUGUGGUGUCUUGACCAUAUACCUGUUCUCUGCUUUAGUGCUGCUUCUUCUCAUUUGUUGUAUGGUCCCUUGGUUUUUUUCCUUCUGAAGCUGCUUGUUUACUAUUUUUUUUCCAUGUUUCUUUAUUCAAGACAUUUCUUUGCUUUCCUUUUCCCAUGGCUUGAGACCUUCAUCAUUCUGUCUUGGUGGUCUGAUAUGUGAAUUUUGCAUUUAAUUUUAAUGUACAGCAUGCAAUGAAAGUUCUCCUUUGCCUAAUCAAUAUUUGUUGGUCAUUUCAUUGUUUCUGUUCUGUGACUAACCUCCAGUUUUUCCCCUGCUCCCAGACAUUAUAUUAUAUUUCUGGAUGAAUCUAA